Molecule: messenger RNA, 4070 nt
Organism: Paramisgurnus dabryanus
Lineage: Eukaryota; Metazoa; Chordata; Actinopteri; Cypriniformes; Cobitidae
Source: RefSeq, a predicted model, not a curated record
AUGCUGGAAAGGGUCCUCCUGCGUCUCCUCCCCUCCCUCCUGUUCUCCAGUCCUCACCUCCACUCCUCAUUUCCCGUUCACCCACGAGAAGAGCUCCAGCCGUCCAGCAUCAUGUCCUCAGACGUCCAGCUGCGUGACCAAACGGACCCACAGACCACCUGCGACCCGGAGAGCGAAGACCCCGAGAGCGACUGAGAGCAGGUGCCUGAAAUCAUAAGCCCUGCCUAUACGAAAGAGACCAGCUGUACCCGUGUCCGGACACCAUGGAUACAAUAAACUUCACCUUCUGGAAUGCAUCUGAUGGCAACGAGACGACAGAGACAGUGGACGAGAGUCCAUAUAAGACAGUGGAGGUGGUGUUCAUUGUACUGGUGGCCGGCUCACUUAGUCUGGUCACUGUGAUCGGGAACAUUCUGGUCAUGCUCUCCAUCAAAGUGAACAGAAGCCUGCAGACUGUCAACAACUACUUCCUGUUUAGCCUGGCCUGUGCUGACCUCAUCAUUGGCCUCUGCUCUAUGAACUUGUAUACAGUCUACAUUGUGAUUGGAUACUGGCCACUCGGGCCUGUUGUGUGUGAUUUGUGGUUAGCGUUGGACUAUGUGGUGAGCAACGCUUCGGUCAUGAACCUUUUGAUUAUCAGCUUUGAUCGUUACUUUUGUGUCACCAAGCCGCUAAGCUACCCAGUAAAGAGGACGACCAAAAUGGCGGGGAUGAUGAUUGCGGCCGCCUGGGUGUUGUCCUUUAUCCUCUGGGCCCCAGCCAUCCUGUUCUGGCAGUUUAUUGUCGGUGGGCGAACAGUGCCAGAGAAAGAGUGCUACAUUCAGUUCUUUUCGAACGCGGCGGUCACGUUCGGCACGGCCAUAGCCGCUUUUUAUCUACCGGUCAUCAUUAUGAUGGUGCUGUACUGGCAGAUCUCCCGGGCCAGUAAGAGCCGUGUCAAGAAAGACAACCGGAAGCCGUCGGGCGCCAUCCCCGACGUUGCUUCUCCGAGUCAGACUCGCGAAAACACCACCAACAAACCUACCAACAACAACGUGCCGGCCGAGGAAGCGGAUCGAGGUCAGACCCAGAUCACAGAUGACGCGGCCAACCAGCACGACGCCAAACUUCAGAACGGCAAAGCACCGUCUACGGCCAGCGGAGAAGUGGAAGCGGAGGAGGCCGUAGGAGGUAACUGCGUCCCCGCGGAGGAGAAAGAAAGCUCCAACGAUUCCACCUCGGGCAGCGGAGCCGUAACGAAUCAGAAAGAUGAAGCGGCACCGUCUACAGCCAAUGACGGCCAGGCUCCCGUCAGGCACCGCGCCAAGCCUGGAGGUUCCAAACUUACUUGCAUCAAGAUCAUCACCAAAUCGCCCAAAGGAGAUUGUUAUGCUCCCUCGAAUGCGACGGUGGAGAUCGUUCCAGCAACCGAGAGGCAGAACCACGUGGCCAGGAAGAUCGUGAAGAUGACCAAGCAGCCGCCCAAGAAGAAAAAAGCGCCGUCCUCUCGGGAAAAGAAGGUGACGCGCACCAUCAUGGCCAUCCUGGUGGCGUUUGUGGCUACGUGGACGCCCUACAAUGUGAUGGUCCUCAUUAAUACCUUCUGCUCCAGCUGUAUUCCCAACACGGUGUGGACCAUUGGAUACUGGCUCUGUUACAUCAACAGCACCAUCAACCCCGCCUGCUACGCCCUGUGCAACAUCACCUUCAAAAAGACAUUCAAACAACUGCUGCUCUGUCAGUAUAAAAAUAUACGCUCCACUCGAUGAGCAGCAGUGUAUGUGUGUGCGUUUGCAUGCAUGUAUUUCUAUAUUUUACAUGUGUGUUUUGUGAAAAAGGUAUGUGUGACUGUGUGUAUACGUGAAAACGAAUGAUCGUGUGACUGUCCGAAGUCUUGUUCCCACCGACAACGGCUGGAAGUCACAGAGUCUCGUAGGUAGCCGCGAUAUGCAGCUGUAUAAAUCCCACCGUAGUCCGUGCAUCAUGUGCCUGCUCAUUUACAUAAAGCUGAACUCUGCUCAAUUUUCUCACAUCGCUGGUAUGUCAGUGUCAAUUGCCAGCUCUCAUUGAAAAUGAGUGACUUCCAGCCGCUGCAAAUCGCUGUUAGUGUGAACGGCCAUUAAAGAGUGAGAUUGAAAAGUGAAUCUACCCCACAACUCUGCAAAAUUUCUCCAGACCCGUCAUUCACAAAGUUUUACGAAUCCCCAGAUCCUUGUUUGGUGAAUCUCAUUACGCUUUCAGUUACCAAUAAGGCUGGAAUACGCUCAGCUCCAUUUAACACAGUUUAAAAAUUGGGUUUAUACCCAGUCGACAGAUUUUCUUUUGAAACCACUGCAGAAACACAAAAGUCUGGGCCUGUUAUGUGUGUGUGCGUGUGUGUGUGUGUGUGUUCAUUGUUUUUUAUAGAUAAUAUUAUUGUAGCACUUUACACACAUAGAUGUGAUGCAUGUCUCAAAAGAAGGAAAUGAACUGCUCAACUAUUUGAUUCAUUGCUAAAAUGACAAAUAAUUCAGUUGGUCAGAUUAGAGUCUGUACUAUACAGUAAUACACAAAUAAGGGACACAGGGCUGACUGAAGAUCCAAACCAAAUGUGUUUGAGCUUCAGUAUAAAAUCAUUACCUGUAUAUAAGUGUACAGUACAUAAUGACGUAGUGUAUUUGUGUUGAGUGUGUGCUAGCAUGCUGAAUGAUGUCGGAGAGGUUGAUUUGAAUAGAAUGUCUGUUGAAGCUCAUUUAUAGUCAUUUCACUUCUAUACUGAUGUAUUUCACAAUAUUUUACAAUAUAAAUGUGAGAUGAAAAGUAUCUGAUGCAUCACAGAAGAGAGGCAUGUGUGAAUUAGUACUUAAAAAAAAAUGUAAAAAGACAUUUUUAUUUUGGAAUAACGUGCACUAAUAAAUCCUGCACAAAAUGACAGGAACGAUUUUCAGUUUGACAUUGACUUAAAGUUUGGAUCAAAUGGAGUGUUGCGACAGGUAGCCGGUGCCGGGUGUGUGUGUGUGUGUGUGUGUGUUCUCUCAGAGAGCAACGAGAGAUGUGGAGAGGCUCUCGGCUGUCCCGUAUGUUAAAGUGGAUGAGUUUUGAGUGCUCGGGGGCUCUGGGGAUGCAAAUCUAAACCUUUUAAAGUGAGCAGACAUGCAGGAUAAAGAGGCUCUCACAGACACGCACACAUUAGCAUCCAGCUCACCUCUGCUUUGCAUUUACACAAAACAGUUCACUCGUGGCUGAGCUGAAAAAUGAAAACACCAGCCACAUACAGAGCGAAAAGUGUGGUAAUUUACAUCUAAUACUCCAUAGUUAGUGGCCAAACCGUAAAACACCUCUCAGAGUUCUUAUUAAAAGGCCAAAUGAUUUUUGGCUCAUUGUAAAUGACAUGAGACGCUGAAAACGUACCCUUUUGUGUAGUCUGCGUACACGUGCCGCUCUAAUGACCCGAUCAUACUCUGAUCUCUCACUUCAUGAUGUGCCUGCAGGGGCUUUGUUUGUUUUGGGAAUUUUGCUCCUGUCUCCCAAAGCUGUUUGUGUAUGUUUGUGUAUGCACGCGUGUGUGUGUUUGUGUGAUUGAUCACCCCGGAAAGGGGUUUAAACUAAAUCACAGGUUUUGGCCUUGUGAAUUUAAAGGGCUAAAGUAUAUAAGCUUUCUCAUCUCAUCACGAGCCACUGUGUCACCAUACGUCAGUUUUGAUUCAUUAAAAUCAGACAUACAGAAUCCUGCCUAAAGCAGAAGAUUAUGGGAUCAAUCAAUCCGUUGAUCAGAGACGUGCAGCUCAGACAUGACAGUGAUGAAUGUUGAGGGAAUACUGUAGAUCUCAAGCCGAGAGAUGAGCUUUGAUGUCUUGUUUGUUUUGUAGGGGAUGCUCUUGUACUUUCUGCGGUUGAUGAUUACUGUAAUUCUGAAACUGAAAUCUACAAAUGUUCAGAGUCUCACGUGGUUAAAGACACUUACAUCAAUGUACAGUGGUAACCAUAGUUUUUGCAAAAAUACCAAAUAUGCUACAAUUAUUUUUUGUGGAAUCAUAAUGAUUAACCAUAAAACAAUAAAUAAAGCAACUUUUUCAAAAGCUGUCAGAGUGUUAAUAAUACAUUGCCUCUGU